[Torrubiella] hemipterigena is the source of this 2093-nucleotide messenger RNA. The record is from the annotation of a GenBank genome assembly. NCBI's taxonomy places the organism in Eukaryota, Fungi, Ascomycota, Sordariomycetes, Hypocreales, Clavicipitaceae.
AACCUGCAGCCUUCCAGUUGUGAGGAGAAAGAGGAUCCGCAAUGCGCCCACUCGUCAUAAACGACGCCGAGGCCGAAGCUUUGAAGCGGUAUCUCUCACCAAGCCGUGGGAGCAAGUGCUGCGCUAACAUCAACGCGGACUCUUUUUGUUUUUUUCUUCUUGAAUAAAAUGGGUUGUUCAUGGCUAUGCUCUCCAUUCCCAUGGAGCUUCAAGAAAAAGAACCAUCGAGAACAACAAGCACCUACGAAUAGUCCACCACUCAAUCAAAAACCAGAGUCUACGAUGGGCAGCGCACCCACCGAACUCGAUUGUCUCAUCAUCGGCGCGGGCUUUGGCGGACUCUAUCAGCUCAAGAUCCUCCGCGAUGCAGGCUUGGAGGUCAAGUUAGUGGAUGCGGCGCCCAAGAUAGGCGGUGUUUGGGCGUGGAACCGCUAUCCCGGCGCUCGUGUAGAUGUCGAGAUGCCAUUCUACGGCUACAGUGAUUCAAAGGUGUGGUCUACGUGGAACUGGACGGAGAGAUUUCCUGCCGCCAGCGAGCUUUUGAGCUUCUUCAAGCAUGUGGACAAAGUUUGGGAUCUUAGCAAAGAUAUCAAGCUGAACGUGGUGGUCGUUGGUGCAACGCUCGCGAAAGAUGCAGACGCCCAUCCUCUCUGGGUCGUUACCACAGCAAGCGGAGAAAUCUACCGGGCACGAUAUCUCGUAUGCGGCACUGGAACUUCAUUCAAGCCGUAUACACCCAAGUUCGAGGGCCUAGAGACCUUCCAAGGCGCUGCCCACCAUUCGUCACUGUGGCCAGAGGAUCUUGAUAUCACAGGCAAACGGAUUGCUGUGAUUGGUGCCGGUUCGACAGGUGUCCAAGUUGUCCAGGAGGGUGCCAAGGUGUGCCGCAAAGUAACUCAAUUUAUUCGCUCACCGAAUAUCGCAUUGCCCAUGCGCCAGCGAACUGUCACGCCCGACGAAAUCUAUGCUUAUAAACCGGUGUAUCAGCACGCCUUUGCAGCCUGCCGAACCACAUAUUCUGGACUACCUGCUGUCAAUACUGGCGUGGCAACAUUCGACGUCACAGAUGAGAAACGCCGUGAAAUGUGGGAGGAAGGCUGGGCUCGAGGUGGUUUCAAUUGGUCCCUUGGUGGUUUCAGUGACGGCAGCUUCGACAAGAAGGCCAAUCGGGCAGCGUAUGACUUUUGGGUACAAAAAACACGCCCACGAAUCAAGGACCCAAAGAAGCGAGAUCUCCUGGCACCGCUGGAGCCGCCGUACUAUAUCGGCACCAAGCGGCCGAGUCUCGAACAAGAUUACUAUGAGAUGGCAGACCAGGAUAACGUGGCCAUUACAAACUCGCCUAUCGUGCGGAUUACCCCCACUGGAAUUGUUACUGAGGACGGACAAGAAGAAGAGUUUGACAUUAUUGCUAUUUGCACUGGGUAUGACGCGGUCACGGGUGGUCUUAUGACGAUGAACAUCAAGGGCGAGGAUGAUGUCUAUUUGCACGAUAAAUGGAGCUCUGGUGUAUCGACGCUGCUCGGCAUUAUGACCCAUGGCUUCCCCAACAUGUUUAUGCUGUAUGGUCCCCAAGCGCCUACAUCCUUGUCCAAUGGGCCUGUAUUCCUGGAAAUGGAGUGUGAAUGGGUUCGAGAUGUCCUUGUACGCCUCCGUAACGAGAAGAAAGUGACAAUUGACGCCAAGGUCGACAAAGAAGAAGCAUGGCGUGAAUUGGUGUUGGCGAUAGCAGAUAGGACACUGGUUACGCAUACAAAUUCCUGGUAUAUGGGCGCCAAUAUACCGGGCAAACGGCGCGAGUUUCUGCUCUACAUGGGCGGGCUAAACAACUGGAUCACUGCGUGUCAAGAGGCCAUCAAAGACUGGGGGUCUUUUAAUGUACAGUGAUUUUGUAUGAUUUUGUAUGCGAGUACAAAGGAGAAUAGAGACUUAAUGCUCUGGUGGAGGAACCAGAAAGGAAAUUUUUGAAGUGGAUUCUAAUUCUACUAUAUCUGUGUACCGUUAUUGGCUUCACUAUAGUUAAGAGCCGAAUCUUUUGGUUUUAUACAUAUAGGGCACACAUCUUUCUCUCCAAGUCCUUCUGUUGGUUCAAG